GAAAUAAAAAAACCGCCAUGUUUUGUGUUGGACAGUUUCUGAGAAGAAUCAGUAAUAUGUUUUACUACUAAAUAACUAUCAAAAAUAAUAGGCUAAUUGAGCGCCUGCGUUCUAGAAAUAAUGCACGGAGGUCUUUAAGACAAGAAACGUUUCAAUAGGCUAUUUCGUCAGUGUGAUCAGCUGCAAUUUCCUCCUGAAGUAAAAACUACGGCGAAAAAUGACGACAGAGACGAGUGAACAAACUCAAAAAUAUCUGGGUUUGACUUCGCCGGUCAGCACGUCCGAGCCGACAAAAGAAGACUCUCGAUUGACAGAAUCACUUGAAUUAGCACUACAUCCUCAUGGUGUAUUUGAAUCGGAAGACGAAAGUCAAAAACGAAUUAACGUACUGGACAAAAUAAAUAAGCUAGUAAAAGAAUGGAUUUAUGAAGUAUCACAGAGUAAGGUAGGAAAUAAGGACAAGUUAUUGCUAUCAUGGCAAUAAUCACAAAUUUUGAUAUUGGAGGGAGUAGUAAAGAAGAAUGUUGGAGUCAGUUUUUUGUUAUUGAAAUAAAUAGUACAAAAAUUGUUUCUUAUUUUAAAGUGUAAAAAAAAAAGCCAUUAGGAAUAAUAACUUUGUACAUUCGUAUAUGUUUACUAUGUCAAAUGUAAACGGGCAACCGCGGUAUGAUUCCUAAACGAAAACAUGUUUCAAUGUAUUUUAUGUUUAAUUUUACUAAAAUUCUGUUCAGUUAAGGGAAUUUUUUUAAGUCAUUGAUUCAAACUAGCCAAAUAGGAUUUCUCUACACUCAACUGUGUUGGAAAAGUCACAUUCGUAAUUAUAGAUCACAAUGACAUUUAAUAACCGCAAUGAACAUAUUCAUAUUUUUCUUUAUACUCCUGAAAAUAUGUUUUCUCAUUUUCUUUUAGAUUUUAAGUUAUUUAAUUGCGACUUUUCUUUAGAAUAUGGAUGAACAUAUGAUAGAGCAGGUUGGUGGCCAAAUUUAUACUUUCGGCUCGUACCGACUGGGUGUCAACCAAAAAGGUGCUGAUAUUGAUACCUUGUGUGUGGCACCUCGUCACAUUGACAGAAACGAAUUUUUUACGACUUUUUACGAGAAACUUAAAAAGCUGUCAGAAGUUAAAGAGUUGCGUGCCGUUCCGGACGCCUAUGUUCCCGUUAUAAAGAUGACUUUCGAUGGCAUCGAAUUGGAUAUGCUCUUUGCAAGAUUGGCUCUUCAAGCCAUUACAAAGGAGCAGGACUUGUGCGAGUUGUCACUAUUAAAGAAUCUGGAUGAGAAAAGUGUUCGAAGCUUGAACGGUUGCCGGGUGACCGAUGAAAUUAUCAAGCUUGUACCACAGCAGGAAAGCUUCAGGCUAGCUUUGAGAGCUAUUAAAUUGUGGGCGAAGAAAAAGGGUAUCUAUAGUAAUGUUCUUGGAUUCCUUGGUGGGGUGUCUUGGGCUAUGUUGGUUGCUAGGGUUUGCCAACUCUAUCCAAACGCCGCCGCCGCUACAAUCGUCAAUAAAUUUUUUCUAGUCUAUGAUCAGUGGAAGUGGCCUCAGCCUGUGCUGCUAAAACAUCCAGAUAGUGAUGAAGCAGCAAAACAGGGCUUAAGCUUUCCUGAGUGGGAUCCGCGUGUGAAUCACAAAGAUCGAUUUCAUUUAAUGCCAAUAAUCACACCUGCCUAUCCGCAGCAAAAUUCCACUUUUAACGUUACCAAUUCAACUAGGAAUAUCAUGACAAUGGAAUUUAAGAGAGGAUUGGAGGUAACAAAUGCUAUAUUUGCUGGAAAAGACGACUGGGAGUCGCUCUUUAAACCAUCAGAUUUUUUUACACGCUAUAAGCAUUACAUUGUAGUCAUAGCCAAAGCUGCGACUGCAGACCAUCAACUAGAAUGGAAUGGUUUGGUUGAAUCAAAAAUUCGAUUCUUAGUUGCGAAUUUGGAAUCUAUUGAUCAUAUAAUUCUAGCUCACGUAUCAACUGAAUCAUUUUGCUCAAAGUCUGAAGAUGACGAGCAAACCAAAUGGUUUAUCGGUUUGGAAUUUGGCAGAACCGAUAAUGUCAAUAUAAAUUUAACAGAUCAAAUUCGCCAUUUUACUUCAGAUGUUUAUCACAAAGCUGUUAACAUUCAACUGUACAAAGAUGAUAUGGUAUUGGAUGUUUUACAUGUUAGAAAGAAGGAACUUAAGAAUUAUUUACCUCAAGAUGUAUACAAUAGAGUAGGAUUGAAGAAGAAAAGCUUCGUUAAACGAAACUCGUUGUCGAUGUCGCCAAAUAAUGACACUGGAGGUAACUCCCCUGAUGUUAACGGCCAUAAUGAGGUAAGAAAAUUAGAAAUAAUUUGCCUUUGGGUGGAAAUUAAUUUACAUCUAGGUGAUAAGAGAGAAAAAAAGAGGCGGCUAUUCGUCCGGUGAUUGUUCGCUCUAUGCGCGUUUUCGUCCCUCAAACGCGCGACGCGGCAUAUAUCAUCGAAAAAGCACGGAUUAGCGAGUGAUCUGAUUUUUAAAAUAGUGAGACGAUCCUCCCUAACAAAGCCUAUCUUUCCCCUCUAAAACUCGCUUCCUCCGUUUAAUAAUUUUUUGGUGAAUUUUAUCAUUUAGGAACCAACCACUUGCAGUCAAUUUAACUUUUACCUUUAAUACCUGUAAUUUAUCAAAAUAUAUUUAUGACAAUGAUCAGUUACUGGACAAAUAGUCGCAAAACAGUACACCAGCAUUAAACCUUUUCUUUCCAACUAACAAAUCUGCUUUCUCACAGACAAUUAAAAAUCUAAAUGAGUCGUUAGCACUUACGGCUAAACGACAGAGAAUUUCAGAUAGUCCGUCAUCGGACAAUUUAAGCUCAGUUGAGUUGAAGGUAGCAACGGCCACUUACAAAAAUCUCUUCAAAAACUUCAAGCUAACUAACUGAACUGCUUUCAGACUAACAAGAAUUUGAAUGAGUCGUCGGAAACUCGUAAACGACCAAGAACAUCUGAUAGUGUAUCCUCCGACAAUUCAAAUUCAAUUGAUUUUAAGGUAUUAACACUUUAGGUGGUGGUAAAUUUGAAAAGGUCUUGAAAUAUAACAAAUCUGCUUUCUCACAGACCAAUAAAAACUCGAGUGAUUCGUCGGUACCUCCCAAACGUGCCAGAUUGUCAGAUAGUCAAUCCUCCGACAAUUCACACAUUGUUGAUUUUAAGAACUCUGGCAGCGGACGUUCAGCCAACGAUUCGCCCAUUACAGUACGUAUUAAUAAUCAUAAUAGUUUUUUUAGAGCAAAGAAAAAUGGUUCAGUUGUCACCGAGUCUGAAUAUUUGCCACAGCAAACGCUUACCAUUUUGUAAAAUUAAACAUCCAUAUUUGUUGUUAGGUUUUGGGAAAAUCCACCCAAUCAGAUUCUCGUGACUCAAAUUAUCCGGACGUUUCGAACUCUGAACGGAUAUCUAGCGGUUCUCAAGUAGGUUAUCUGAAAUUAAGCUUUUCUUUCAUAGUGCAUAAUAGUUUGGAAAUAUCCACAUUGCUAAAAAUUGUAUAAUAUUAAUUGUAUUAUUAUCAAUUUUCAGGCUAAUUUGCCCGUAGUUGAGGCCCAAUAGACGGUCAUCCUGUAACUUUUUGGUUUAUGAAAUUUCCUCCUUCGUUAUUUAUUGGGGAUCAAAAGUUUGUCGGUGGUAUGAUUGAAAUAAAAAAAAAACAUUAAGAAAAAAAAAUUUUUCGUGUUCGGCUCGCUUUGGUGGGCUGUACACUAUUAUUUUAGCGAAACUACCCACAUAUGUUAAUAUUGAAGUGUGUGUAAGUUCUUUUCAAACAGCUUCAUUCCGUUUAUGCAUUUCGAGGAAAACGAAAAACAGAAUGCUAGCGCAGUUUUUGGUAGUGGUUGAAUGAGGGAUUGACGUUAAGUCUGUAUCAAUGUUGCCUAUAGUAUCAAAUUUUUGUACGAUUUUUGUGGUUUUUUUAAUAAUGUAAACUCAUAGCAAGUGAUUAUUCUAGCGCAAAAUGUCAUUAUUUUUAUUGGGGCGAUGAAGAUUCAACCGACUUUGUGUAAAGACCAUUUCGUUUCUUAUGUGCCUCUUAUAUUAUAGUUUUAGUAUGUUUUUGUACCAUAGUUAUGUAAAUAAAAGUUAAAGAGAUUUGGAUUUGCAGG
This is a messenger RNA of Dimorphilus gyrociliatus, 4102 nucleotides long. The record is from the annotation of a GenBank genome assembly. Lineage: Eukaryota; Metazoa; Annelida; Polychaeta; Dinophilidae.